CUUGCUUUGUAAAGGGUCAAAGUGAUGAAGUGAGCACAAACAAUGAUCAACACCAAGAAACCAUGAAUAGCAAUACCAACGUCAGCAACAAUAAGGAACAAGAUCGAAAGGAGACUUCUACAAGUAAUAUCUCAAGUCUCGAUUCCAGAUUCAACCAAACACUCCGAAAUGUUCAAGGGUUUGAAUGCACAUACAGAAAAGAGUUGACAACCUUUGCAUCAUUAUUGGUGUUUGACUUACGAUAUGUAACUAGUGAGAAAAAGGUCGGCUUUGUGAUGCAUUGGACAGCAAAACAGAACAACAAAACAUCAAAAUCAGAAUCAGGGCACAAUCAGGAAGCACAGUCAAAGCAGACAGCAAAACAGAAUAACAAAACAUCAAAAUCAGAAUCAGGGCACAAUCAGGAAGCACAGUCAAAGCAGUUGCUUAAAGGUCGCAGUUUUCCUGGUAAGGUAUUGAUAACACGGAGAUCGAACCCACUGGAUGACUUAACUUUACGCUCUCCAGACACUAACCGGAGUUUCUCGGACAGUGACACUGGACGAAAUGAACAAAUAGAUGAAUAUGUUGAGGAUGAAGAUCAAGGUAGAAGCAAGCUGAAAAUUAAUUCAUCUGUUAACAAGUUAAAAUUGUCAACGCCAGAAAAUACUACCAAAGAGAUCCAGAAGUCAACAAUGGGUGCUAGAGCUACGGAUUCCGCUAGGCUAAUGAAGUUCUCAAAAGAAUUGUCUGGGCCAGCUGCCAUCUUAGGUAUUGUAACUUUUAUCAUGUAA
Molecule: messenger RNA, 773 nt
Organism: Ilex paraguariensis (yerba mate)
Lineage: Eukaryota; Viridiplantae; Streptophyta; Magnoliopsida; Aquifoliales; Aquifoliaceae
Source: the annotation of a GenBank genome assembly